Molecule: messenger RNA, 710 nt
Organism: Lathyrus oleraceus (garden pea)
Lineage: Eukaryota; Viridiplantae; Streptophyta; Magnoliopsida; Fabales; Fabaceae
Exons: 3
Coding region: 81-566 (161 amino acids)
Molecular function (GO): fatty acyl-CoA hydrolase activity
Source: RefSeq, a predicted model, not a curated record
CCUAAUUUUAACAAUUAGGCGUAAAUUAGGCCAAGUCAAACUAAUAUUCGAAAAUGCAAGAGUGAAACAAACACGCAAAGAUGGAGAAGACGAAGAAGAUGUUGCAGCGGAGGCUAAACCAACAAGAAUCGGAAGCCUUAUCACGACUCCAAUCUGUUCCUUCCAUCAGACCCGGCGAUGAUUCAAGCUUCUACGAACACUUCGUUCUCACUGGCAUCAAAGUUGACAAAGUCCAACCCGGCGUCGUUUCUUGUUCUUUCAAAGUCCCUCCUCGCCUCACCGACAGUAAUGGAAAGUUGGCGAAUGGCGCAAUUGCAACUCUUGUGGAUGAGGUGGGAGGUGUUCUAGUCCAUGAAGAGGGUCUCCCCAUGAAUGUCUCAGUUGAUAUGUCUAUUUCUUUUCUUUCAACUGCUCAUGUUAAUGAUGAACUAGAAAUUACUUCUAUGCUGUUAGGAAGGAAAGGAGGUUAUUCUGGAGCAAUUGUUCUCCUUAAAAAUAAAGCUACUGGAGAAUUGAUAGCAGAAGGCCGGCAUUCACUAUUUGGCAGACAUAACAGCAAAAUGUAAUUCUUGUUUUGUGUAUGUACAUAAAUUUUGUGUAUGUAAAUCAGUGAUUAAAAACAAAUAUAAAACACAAUUUCCACCUGCGAUGAUGGUGGGUUUAGUAUACAUGGAUUCAUAUUUGUGAAAUACAAUUGUAUCUAUUGUUUA